Molecule: messenger RNA, 4432 nt
Organism: Gorilla gorilla gorilla (western lowland gorilla)
Lineage: Eukaryota; Metazoa; Chordata; Mammalia; Primates; Hominidae
Gene: CCDC102B
Product: coiled-coil domain containing 102B
Exons: 12
Coding region: 470-2071 (533 amino acids)
Source: RefSeq, a predicted model, not a curated record
CGUGGGAACCCUGCGUAAGGGCUUUACUAGGGAAAACGGUGCUGGUUCACUGGGGCGCGUUUCCGGGAAGGUGAAUACCGGUGAAAGUUAUGCUGAGGGUGAGGUAGGCUCUGACGACGCACUUGCAGGUUGAAUAUUGGCACAUCAUUUACUUGUUACUCCCCGUGUGGUGAGUGCACCUGUGGGUUUUGAUGCCGGAUCAUAUUCCUGGAAGGAGGCGCGCAUUAAGACUGCGGCUUACUGAGCUGCGCGACACUCCGUAUUUUUCCAAAACGUAUUUGUAAUAUUCUUUCAACCUGUUUGCAUAAUGGGACAUCUCUUAAAUGCAGCAAGCUUUAAUGCAUUUUUGCCAAAUAAACUCAAAAACUGACACUUGAUUCAGCUGUUGGAAAGUUUUUUUAAUGUGGUUGGAACAACUGAGAACUUGGCAGGAUGAAGACAAAGUGUGUGAAAGGUCUUAAAAAUAAAUAUGAAUUUAGAUUCCAUACAUCGAUUAAUUGAGGAAACACAGAUCUUCCAGAUGCAACAAUCAUCAAUUAAGUCACACGGCGACAUGGUGGCACCUGCCUCACCCCCCAGGGAUACCUGUAAUACCUGCUUCCCACUUCAUGGGCUACAAUCUCAUGCUGCUCACAAUUUCUGUGCUCACUCAUAUAACACCAACGAAUGGGAUAUUUGUGAAGAACUUCGCCUGCGGGAGCUUGAAGAAGUCAAGGCCAGAGCUGCUCAGAUGGAAAAGACCAUGCGGUGGUGGUCGGACUGCACUGCCAACUGGAGAGAAAAAUGGAGUAAAGUUCGAGCUGAAAGGAACAGUGCCAGGGAGGAAGGAAGGCAACUCAGAAUAAAACUAGAGAUGGCGAUGAAAGAAUUGAGUACACUGAAAAAGAAACAGAGUUUGCCACCUCAGAAGGAGGCAUUAGAAGCUAAAGUUACCCAGGAUCUGAAGCUUCCUGGCUUCGUAGAAGAAUCCUGUGAACAUGCAGACCAAUUUCAAUUGAGUUCACAAAUGCAUGAGUCUAUCAGAGAGUAUUUGGUAAAAAGACAAUUUUCUACAAAGGAGGACACAAAUAAUAAGGAACAAGGUGUGGUUAUUGAUUCUCUAAAAUUAAGUGAGGAGAUGAAGCCCAAUCUAGAUGGUGUUGAUUUAUUCAACAAUGGUGGUUCUGGAAACGGUGAAACGAAAACUGGGCUGAGACUGAAAGCAAUAAAUCUGCCUUUGGAAAAUGAAGUAACUGAAAUUUCAGCUUUGCAGGUGCAUUUGGAUGAAUUCCAAAAAAUCUUAUGGAAGGAAAGAGAAAUGCGCACAGCUUUGGAAAAAGAAAUAGAGAGACUGGAGUCGGCUUUGUCUCUGUGGAAGUGGAAGUAUGAAGAACUGAAAGAAUCAAAGCCAAAACAUGUGAAAGAGGUGGCUGAAGGGAAAGAUACUUGGAGUCUGAAGAGUGUUACGAGAGCAGCUGACCGUCCACAGUUUGACAUUCUUCUUGGUCAACAUAAUGAUGAAAUGGAAGAACUGUCAGGCAAUAUAAAGGAAGAAUCCAAAUCUCAAAACAGCAAAGACAGAGUGAUUUGUGAGUUAAGAGCAGAGCUAGAGAGAUUGCAAGCUGAAAAUACCUCAGAGUGGGACAAGAGGGGAAUACUUGAAACAGAAAAGCAGGGACUGGAGAGAGAAAAUAGAAGGCUGAAGAUCCAGGUGAAAGAAAUGGAAGAGCUCUUGGAUAAGAAAAAUAGAUUAAGUGCAAACUCUCAAAGUCCUGAUUUCAAGAUGUCACAAAUUGAUCUGCAAGAAAAAAACCAGGAAUUACUGAACCUUCAACAUGCCUACUAUAAACUAAGCAGACAAUACCAGGCAAAUAUUGCAGAACUGACUCAUGCAAACAACCGAGUGGAUCAAAAUGAGGCAGAAGUAAAGAAACUAAGAUUACGGGUGGAAGAACUAAAGCAGGGACUCAACCAAAAAGAAGAUGAGCUUGGUGAUUCCCUGAAUCAGAUCCGUAAGCUCCAGAGGUCUCUGGAUGAAGAGAAAGAAAGAAAUGAAAACUUAGAGACUGAACUCAGGCACUUGCAAAACUGAUGAUACCUUCAGCUAUACGACUGACCCUUCAAAGUUUGAAAGUGGAAUAGUAAAAACUUAAAGACUGCAUUUUCUGAUUGUCACCUGGCUCUGUUAUUCUCUGUUCUAUGGCGUUGCUAGCCUCUCAGCUUAUCUACUUGUAGAUUAUGAGUGUCAAGUAAUGUUGCUCUUCUAUGCAAAUAUUUUCCUCAUUUUAGAUAAGCUAAGCAUUUAGAUAAAGUUAUAAUCAGUUAGUGAGAGUUUUUCUAUCUGUAUGUUUAAUGAUUUAUAUUAUUGUCUCAAUUAACUUUAUUGUUAUGAUUUUAUCAUUUUCUAGCCUGCGUUAUAUAGGGUACCAUGGUUCUUUUAUUUUUAAAUUAUUAUAGCCUUUUUAUCAGUUUGGAAAUGCAGAUAUCCUAUACAAUUUCAUAUGGCAUAUCAUGUUUAUACAAGAUUUGAAUGAUUUUAAACCUGCUCAUAUUUUGCUUUAAAAGAGGAAUACAGUUGAAUGUGUUUGGUUGCAUAUAUGUAUAACGUUUAACCAAUAUGUGAAUAUGGCUUUCAUUCCUCUACCUUCCUAUGGGAUAGCAGGAUGCUGAGCUCAGCCAACCCAUAGCUGAUUUUGGAUGUUAUGUCCAUGUAUACUGCCAAAUAUGAACAUAAAGCUCACUAUAUACUUAUAAAAUUCUCCUAGAAAAAAUAUCUAUAUAGCAAGGCUUAAAAAAUGAGUUUCAUGCUGAGAAUUAAGCCUGGUGACUAAGUUAGUCUUUGGUAUGCAUUUGAUACCUGCCAUAGAUAGGAGGUGUGCCUCCAUCAAGAUGGCUCAUCAUGUAACAAUGCCACUCGGUAGCAGAUGUUUAAAAAUAGCCAGCCUUAAUUAACUGCUUUCAUAUGCUGUCCACUGCGCUCAGAGGGUUUCAUGGGGUGGUGUUAUUAUCACUAUUAUGUAGAUGAGAAAAUUAAGAUUCUUAGAUGUUCUGGAAUUUGUUCAUUUUCACAUGAUUGGAACAUUGUGGUCUUGUCUUUCAAGUCCAUGUCUACCAUACUCCACAGACCCUUUUCUGUCCACUUUGUCACCUAUAAUUCUGAGCUCCGAUAUAAAGACUUCGCCAUAUUUGAAAGAGAAUAGUGGGAAGUCUGAUGCUCAAUUUUGUGUACAGAACAGUUGCCUCUGUGACAUUGUAACUGCUGAAAUAAGAAAAUGCUCUUUUGAUUCAGGAUAUUAUUUAAUUAUUGCAAAUCUCCUGGCAUAGAUCUGAUACUCAAGUUAAAAAAUUAGGCUCAGGUUCUUACCUAUGAUUUUGCUUUUUAUAGUACUUUGAAACCUACAAAACUUACAUUCAACAUUUACACAUACAAAAUUCAUACAGUCUUUCAAAACUAAGAUUGCAUAGUAAUUUGAUGGCUUGAAGUUUUAAGUAUUACAACAUAAAUAGCAGAGACUUCAUGUUUAGGAUUAAUAAUUUUUAAUAAAUAACAUUAUCCUUUGCAUUAUUUCUUGGUGUUUUGUAUUUAUAUCACAUUUAUUUUUAUUUUUGAAAUUUCACAUUUCAUGUCAUUUUUAUAUGUUAUUUGUUUAAAGGUAAGAUUUUAACAAAGGACAUUGCAUAAAAUAAGAACUUAGCAAAAAAUAUUAAAUCAUACUCAGUUUAAAAUCAAUUUAUAUGUUUUGUUACAGAAAACAUUCUGGAAAUCAAUGUAUUUUUUUCCCAACAGAGAAAUUUUUAAUUAUUAUUUAUAGAAACUAUAAAUAACUUUAGUAUUUAAAGCAUUAACAUUUUUAAAGAACAUAAACCAGUGAUUGGCUUGCUUAUUUCAAAUCUGAUCAGUUGAUAUUAUUUUCUUCAGUAAUAUGAUAGUAAAAUAUAUACCAACAUUCUUUCACACUGGCCAGAUACAAAUCCUCUCUUGUCUUCCCUAUGGCAAAGAGUAACUUGCUAUUUUCUGUGCUAAUGUGACGUCCUUCUUAAUGUUAUCAACACACAAACACAUACCAAGAAAACACAAAAACAUCAACAACAAAAAAAACCCUGUACCUUUGAAAAACUUAAUAUUUUUAAGCCACUAUUUUAUACUCACUUCUGCUUGGAAAUGUUAAAAUGUAUUAUGAAUAAGUUAUUUGUAAAAUUGAGCCUGGGAUUUCACCUAGCUUCUUAUUUUAUAAGCUGCACAACAUUACUUUCAGCACUCUUACUAGUAUUCUUAAUCAAGACAUCCUUAACUUCAUUUGUUCUUCCUCCAUCAGAUAAAUAAUUAAAAUGUGUUAUAUUUGCAUUACAUGGAAACAUUCAAAAGGUCAUAUUUCCGAAAAAUAAACCUGAUAGAAUUACAGUCUUUGUGUACAUCAACUCUAAAUGAUAAUAAUAAAAACAGUAAAGAUUA